Prunus armeniaca (apricot) is the source of this 678-nucleotide messenger RNA. NCBI's taxonomy places the organism in Eukaryota, Viridiplantae, Streptophyta, Magnoliopsida, Rosales, Rosaceae. The record is from the annotation of a GenBank genome assembly.
AUGGGUAACCCCCACCAGUUCAUCAUCUUGUUUCACCGAUGGACCUUAUGCCACGGAAGUAGCGAUAACUUGGAUUCUAUCUGUCAUAUUAACGGUGUUCGAAAAAUCGGCCUAGGCUGGGGGACAACGCCUAGGCUAUUAAAGAAACUAAAUCUCCCAGUGUUAGAAAUCAAAGGAAAAGAUUGUGUUCCUUUAUCAAAAGAUCUUGUUGGGAAAGGAGAGAAAUCGACGUUUUUGUCAGAAUUUGUGUGGGGACGGGAGCUAUUGGGUGAAGCUCCUCACACAAAUCAGACUAUGCUCUAUGAAGGCUUGAAAGAUUUGAGUAUGGGAAGCAAAUUACAAAAUCCAAAUUUUCAUAUUGAUAUUUCUAUUGAGGGAGUCAUGCUUAGAGUGGCUGAUGUGUACUUACGGUUACCUGAACAAGGCGUUGACAAGUCAGGUGUACUGCAUGUGAACACUGAUCACAUAGGGGAAGGGAAAUUCUAUAUAGCAAUUUUCCUUUCAAUCUGGUACAAUGAAUGGUUGAAUGCAAUUAGUUGCGUAUGGAUGGCUGAAGAUGCACAAGGGAUGUUCAGAGGUAGCAGUCCAGCUUCAGAUCCUACUUUUAUGGUUGUGGAAUUUGUUAGAGACCAUUUCAAAGAAGGAUUAAGAACACGCAUAAAGUUGCUAGCAUGUUAG